AGCGGAGUUUGUGGUUAGGAGCGCGCGCCAAGUAAGACUCUACCCGGCACCCAAAUGAAUCCAGAUGAAGAAAAUUUUGAUGAUGACAAUGUCGAUGAUGACAUUGAUGAUAUUCCACCAGCACCGGGUGUCGGACGCGGACGCGGACGCGCUCCACGUAGACGUGCUUUACCCCGCCGCGUUGUUCGGAAUCGAUGGUUGGAGGGUAUGCCCAAGUCUCGAACCGUAGACGGUGUGGAAGAGGAGUACGACUCCUACGACGACGAUGAUGACCACGAGGACGAGGAAAUAGCCGAUAUUGCACUUUUAGCUCCUCAAAAUGAAUUGUUGAUUGACCGGCAUGGUAGACCCAUCAUCAUGCCAUAUACCGCCACAGAUUUGCAACCCCAAAAUCCGGCGAAUAAGGCAAUCAAUAAUGCAUUGAAAUCCAAAUUCCAGGCUCCAUAUCUCAACUGGACGGAGGUCAGGGCAGAUGAGCGUGGAUAUCAACAAUUUUGGAAUGGCUUCAGGUCGCAAGUAACUUGGCUGAAUCACCACACAGCGGCUAUUGAGCGUAUAUUCAACAAAAAAGCCACCAAGCGUCUGUCGACCUUACUUUUUGAAGCGCGGAAAAAGAUUAAAAAGGAUCCUUCAAAACCACCACUUUGGCUCGUUGGCAAUUCAUACCCUAUGCUCUGCCGCAGAUGGGAAGAGGAAGAGUAUAUUGCAAAGUGUAUAAAGAACAAAGCCAACAGAAAUACUGAUGAAGCCAAUCGUGCGUGCGUACACUCUGGAGGGUCUAAAUCUGCCGGAACGCUUCGUCUUGAGUUCAUCCAACAAUUUGGUCGUCCACCCACCUUUAUGGAGAUGAAUGACAUGAUGCACCGGUAUGCAGAUUCCGGUGAGUGGACGGGGGCAAGGGCGCAAGAAGUGUCGAGGUUGACGCAAAUUUGGGUUGAAGAAUAUAAUGCAAGCCAACUACGACUACCACCUCAUAGGCGAGAUAAUGAGGAUGUUCGUCGAAACAAGAUGUCGUUGGCUUUUGUUAAGAAUGCUGGUGGUGCGACUCGAGGUCGCAAAUUCGCUGCUGGGUGUACAUCUUCUCUAUAUGCAAGUGACCCAACUGGUUUGAGAGAUGUCACUUACACAUCUUCAUCUUCAUCGAGUACAGGACGCUCUCGUCCAACUCAAAGAGAGGAAACCGAUGAUGAGUAUGAAGCGCGAAUGAGGGCCACGUAUAGAGAAGAAUUCCGCGAUGAGUUCGAAGCAUCAUUUGAUGACCGGGUGGACGUACGGGUCCAACAUAUAUUGCAGGAAUUCUUUGCACAGCAGAGGGCGCCGGCGCCGGCGGGGGGGGGGGGGUUGGAUCAUCAUCUCAGGCUUCGGCACGACAAAAUCAAAAUGCCGGUGAACAAGAAUAUCGACCGGAUUUGAGU
Trifolium pratense (red clover) is the source of this 1415-nucleotide messenger RNA. RefSeq lists its product as uncharacterized. The coding region runs from base 55 to 1413 and encodes 452 amino acids. Lineage: Eukaryota; Viridiplantae; Streptophyta; Magnoliopsida; Fabales; Fabaceae. The record is from RefSeq and is a predicted model, not a curated record. The transcript is spliced from 5 exons.